AUGGCCACUGCCAACUACAGAUACCAAACCGAGUAUCCCCCUGAAGCCCGCUACGGGGAAAACGCGUACUCCGCCAACACUUUCAGCCACGGGUAUACUCCUGACACCCAAUACCCUAGUGCGGGCUCUGAGCAUAAGCAUCGCUCAGGUAGCCGCCAUGGAGAGGGACACUCGAGUCGCCGCCACAACGAGGGUCAGUCGAGCCGCCAACGCAGAGAUGAGCACUCGAGUCCCCGUCACAGCGACAGCCAGCAGCAUCGCAGCAGCCAAUCCAAGGAAAAGCAUUCGUCGUCUCGCAGCCACCAGAGCAGCCAUGCAGACAAAGAGCAGCGCCACCGCAGUAGGAGUUCGGGAACUGAGCACAGGCGCAAGCAUCGAAGCGACAGGCAAUCGCGCGAGGACCAGAACCACAAUGGACACAGUAGGCAUGAUAAUGCGGGUCACGCCGACAGCAGCCCCGGGGUGCGCGGUGAGGCAGCAAGCUAUGAUGAAAUGGCCGUGCAGCUGCAUACCGGCGCGCAGCCCCCCGCCAGCCAGCGCCGCGACAACCGCCAUGGCAACUACAACCGGUACUCGCAGUCGACUGCGUUCAUCCCGGCAGCCUGGAAUUUUGCCAACAACCGCCACGGCCUGGUCGGUCUGAUCACGCAAAUCUGCACCGACAUCGACAACAGGGUGUGUCCGUCGGCAGUCAGCGUUGUCGACGACCCGAACGCUGUGUUUAAUCGCGGCGCGCGCGGCGCGCGGUCGCUGCCACAGGGUGCCUAUGCCCAGGUCAACACGAAUCCGGCGUACGUGCGCUGCCCAAAAUGCAAGCGCCAGGUGCGCACACGUAUUUCCCGCGAAAUUGGCACCACAAGCAUCGUCGCAACUGCAGCUGCCGCCGCAGUCGUGGUCGCUGUUAAUGCACCUGCUGCUGCGUAUCCGCUGGCUGCGCUGCCCCUGCAGCUCAAGAUGUUCAAGCGCAAGGUCCACAUCUGUCCCGAGUGCCAGUUCAAGAUGGGAAGAAACGUCACCAUUCAUAUCCCCGAGUGA
This is a messenger RNA of Linderina pennispora, 1035 nucleotides long. RefSeq lists its product as uncharacterized. Bases 1 to 1035 code for a protein of 344 amino acids. NCBI's taxonomy places the organism in Eukaryota, Fungi, Kickxellomycota, Kickxellomycetes, Kickxellales, Kickxellaceae. The transcript has a single exon. The record is from RefSeq and is a predicted model, not a curated record.